AUGGUGACGAGGUGUGGUUUUUCCAGAGUCAUCUACUUUGUCCUUCUUUUAUCCUGCUAUCACGCCGGGCCCAGUGAGGGCCCAGGAACCGUCUUGGCACCGCCGUGCCAGACGGGCAAGGACACGGUCGUGACCGGUGCCCGCGACACCGAUCGUGCGACGGUGGAACAAGCAGCAACCUGUCUCCUUGGACACCAUUCGGGAGAUCAGCUGGCACGGACUGCCCUGAGGAGCAUCACGAUGGCCAAUGCAGGAUCUUGGAAAUGUAUGCAAUGCAAACAAAUGGUAAAGAUGACAGCAAAUUAUUGUCCUUCCUGCGGACAACACUGGAAGACGGCGGCGGCGCCCGAGUUCCAGCCGUACGGAAGACCGGCGGCGCCGAAGUCGCCGAGGAGACCUCCAUCGCCCAGGCAACGACCGUGGCACCCCAAAGGUGGGGCGCCGAGCAAGCCAAAAGGCCCGACAAAGGGCACUACCAAAGGACAGGUGCCCGAGGGGCUCGCGUUGCCGAGCGACUGGAUGGCACCACCGAUACCGUGGCAGGCGACCACGGCAAGCACCGCGGCCGACGACAGCUCCUUACAGGGUCUCUUGCAAGCGGUUCAUGGCUACUUUCCUGGCCAGUCCUUGCCGCAGCCUAUUGCGGAGGCUGUGGCGAAGCUGGAGGCCGACACUGGGCGGCGCCUCACCAAGAACUUGCACUCCCAGACAGCCCAGCUUGGAGCAGCCAAGAGACGACUCCAAGAAGUGAAGGCAGCCAAAGCCAAGCACGAGCACCAAUGGGUGGAGUUCCUGAACGGGACCAUCCAGGCCUUGGAGAAGGGAGCCAAACAGUAUCAAGAGACCGUGGACACCUACCUCAGCCAGGAGGAGGAUGCAAAGACCAAAUUGGCUGCGGCCAGACAGGCUAUUCGCGAUCUCACGACUGCGCCCCACCAGGAGGAAGAUGGCACCAUGUCGGUACAAGAGGAGUCCGACCUGGAACUGCUGGUGGAUGCGGGCACCUCCGGCGCCCAGGAGGCGGCGGAGCCCAAAGUCGUGCAAGCACAGAAGAAGCUGCGGGUCACUUUGGAUACCCUCAUGGCCCGACUGCCGAUGACAGAGGCCGACACCCCGAGGAGGCGAGGCCGCGAGAAAGACCAAACCACCAACACCAGGGAACCGGUACAAGAAGCACCGCCCCCUGGCGAGGCCGCAGCUCCAGAGGUGGAUGUUUGUGGGAGCGAGUGGCCGGGUUACAGCUUUUGGCACUCCGUGAUGGAAGAGGAGGAUUUCCUCUCCGCGGCAGAGGCCAUCGGAGUCGCGUCUCUCUGGGAUUUUUGCUGCAGCAUCCAAUCGACUGCGCCCGAGCUCGCCUGCCUUGCCAGCAUGCAAGGGGGCAGGGCCUUUCGUGAGCGAUGGUUUGGCCAGGAUGAAUGCGAGGAGCUCGAGCACGAUCCGGGGCCUCUGGUCUCGGAAGGAGGUGUUCUGAAGCCACCACUGUGCAUGGUAGACAGACAGGGCAGCGCUUUAGACACCAUCCCCCCUGAGACGGAGGACCUUGAACGUGCCGAGACCCAUCCUCCCUUUUCCUCGGCGCCAAAAGGAAUUCUCAAACGACACGGUGAUGCACAAGGUCGUCAAUGCUGUAUCGUGAGAUUCGAAGCUUUCUGUGAGACAUGGAGCUACGAGAUCGACCACAGCUGUGAAGACCUGUACAGAUCUGAGGAAAGCAACUGUACAGGUUUUUCGGCCCGAAGGGCUUCUGAUAGGCCGUUUGGCAGGUGCCCUCCAGGGAAUGAUGUCAGCCACGACUCCCCCGCGCUCACCCUGUCGCAGCUUGUGCGCCCUGAGAGCCACACAGCAACUGCCCUUUUCUCCACCGAGCCUCUUCAGGUACAGGUCCCAACAUGCAGUGACCGCCAGGGAUUCCACGCAGCCCCAGGUGCAGGCGCUGGCCUUGCGCCAACACACGGCCAUCCUUGCUGCAGGCAGGUCGGUACCUUGUCGGAACCUACUGCAGACCUCCACACCACCGAGACACCCGGUGGAAAAGUUGAAUCACCGUCAGGAUUAUCCGCCAGGCCGAGGAAACCGACCAUGUUGUCACAGGUGAUAGCUGAACAGGUCGAGAUGCGACCUGACACCAUCACAGGGCCCCUGCCCUACCAGCCGAUUUCCACCAUCCCGGCCCUUUGCUCGGUUCCGGCAGACCCUGUUGGCGUUGGCCGCUAUGUUGUCAUGGACCCUCGACGCCACGUCUUCUUGCGACCUUCUGACCACCAAUGGGCACCGAUUGACUACUUGGCGGAUGCGAUCGCAGCUGUGCACUACGUCCCUAGGGUCGGCGUCUUUUUAAGACGACCACUUGCUGAUUUGCCAUCGCCUCAGAUUGUCCUCACUCCACCCUGGGAGCCGCCAGGACACUUCUGUUUGCCGGUGGACCUUAGGCCGUGGCACGAGCAGGUGUGUGUCAUUUGUGUUCGAGCAGGCAUGGAUGCGGUCCAACUCCGGGCCCUUUUGGUGACUCAGGGAUGUUGGCCUGACAGUCUUCUGGAUGUGCCCCAUUGCCGCUUUCGAGAUGCCUCUGGCGACAUCGUCGCUCGCAUUCACGACCCUGUCGAAGCGCACGAUUGGCUCCUGGUCGAGCACGAACAGCCCGAGGAAGAGCCAGGCACUGUUGACCAAGCUCUCGCCCUCUUUCAACAACCGGGCCUGACCCUCGCGAGGGAACCUCACUCUGCCCAGGAGGGCCCCCUUUCUCAGCCGGGCGGGAAGGUCGGUACCCUGUCGGAACCUACCGCUCUGGCUCCUGAGACCUGUCCAGCCUCGCCUCCUUGCAGCAGGAAGGUCGGUACCUUGUCGGUACCUACUGCUGCACUGACCCGUGCCCGUGAGGAUCGCUCCAGCCGUAUGCCGGCGACUCUGAGGUUCGUGCCACAGCCUCUUGUGGCUCCGCAGCCCAGCACACCCAAUUCUGCCCGAGACCUUCUCGAGACAGAUGCGCGUAAGGGACAGUUAGCCCGAACUACAGGUGCCACGCAGGCGCUUGGCCAGCCAGUUGCUCAUCCCCCUGAGGUUGGAGACCCACCCCUAACUCCUGGUCUUGCUCUACGCGAUGCCGUGCACCCUUCGGACGCGCAAAAGCUUGCCAUUGAACAUGUGCAAAUUGUGCCCUCUGCUUUUCGUGACUGGCGAUACUUCGACCGUAUCGUCACCUCCUUCCGUUGGGGCACAAGUUCGCCAAACACAUACGGCACUUACACCGUCUUUGACGGGGCACGACACAUGGCCGUUGAGAAGUGCCAUACAGGGGCGGAUCUUGAGUCUAUCGUGGCACUUGCAGUGGCGAGGGCUCCCUUCCCCGUCAGCAGCCUCAUGGUGCUAACAGACCCGAUCGGAGGACUGCCAAAGCCACAGCUUGUUUUGGCCGGUCAACCACAACAACCCGGCGAUCUCCCCAUUCCUUGGGAUCUUCGCUCCCUCGGGUUCAAUAUCAGGACCAUCAUCCACCGCCCAGACCAACCCACAAGCGAUGCACUUCGAUCUCUUCAGAAUACGUUGCCACCUGGGACGGAUCUGGAUGGCUUGUGGCGAACUGCUCACAUACACCUGGCAGACGCUCUUGGGCCUUUGCCGGCACGCCUUCCUCAAGACCUAACCGAUUCCCAGCAUUUCCGGGCCUUUAGGAUCCUAGGGGGUGACUUUCGGCUUAAUGUGAUGCACUCGCCUCUGUUCCUUGGAGGCACAGGGGCAACUGAGACCACUGCAACCACCACUGCGGCUUAUGCAAGAGGGGAACCUGGUGCACAACCGUGCAUACGCCUCAUCAUUUUCAGAGGCGAGGUUUCCGCCAGCAUUGAUGUGCAGCCCCCCUACCACACUUUCGAUGAGGCCCUUGCCCGCCUGCUACAUCACCAUGCGGCUGCCUCGGCUUUCGGAGCCUCUUCGACUAUUGUUCUUGCGAGAGCCCUCCCACCGGCGUUGGGGUAUGUGCAAGAGGUUGUGCUCCUGAUCUCAGACGACAGCGACACAACUCCUUUUGUCUGGGAUGCUCGCAAUGUUGGAGGCGCCUUGUCAGCUCAGCACGCCGACCCUUAUACCGUCCUCGAAUUUGUGACUUCGCAAGAAUGGCGGGACCGACAGUGGAUGUCGACCGUCAAUGGCGUUCCUGUUCAUCUUGCGAGCCGCUGUGUUUCCCACGGAGACUUUCUUCAGCCGUUUCAGGAGGGUCAGAGGCCUCCAUCUACGCCACAAGGGGUUGUGCUUGAUUUGAUUCCGGCCUUAGGCAUGUUUUCAUGGCCUUUUCGGCUCUCCCAUUUCCGGCGCAUGUACUUGCCACGUCUCCGUGACAGACGCUGGCGCAUUGGGCUGAAUUUUUAUGCCACUCAGCACCAUUGGAUUAUUGGCCCUCAGCAUGGAGACUUGAGACUGUGUGUCCCCGAGGGCCGCCCCCUUGACCAUGCUGAGAUCAUUUCGUACCUCAACCGGCUGGACAAUACCCCCAGUUGGGACCACAUUGCUGCUUCGAGUGCUGGGGACGCAGGUAACCCCGUUUUCGUCACGGCUGCGCGCAACUCCGGACUCAGCACAAUCUUGUCGCCUGCUCCGGGGUUCCCGGGUAGGUGGCUUGUCUUGUUGCUACCAUCCUCCACACGCCAGGCGAGGGGCGUACCUGCCACGACUGUCUCCAUUUUCCACCCCGAUCCCAACUUUCGGCACGGAGGCGUUUUGGUUCAGGGCCCUUUCUCGAUCCCACCUGUGCCAGACUCCAGUGACAUUGAGGACAUGGAGGACACCCAGCCGCUCCCCCGCGACCCGGAAGACACUACCAGCGAGGCAGUGAGGCGCAGUCAGCCCCAUCCUUCUGACGAUCCCGAUCUCCCGGGGGAUGAGCCCUUGGAAGAUGCCGUAGGCUUGCUGCAAAGACAUGCCAGGAGAGUGUCUCCCGCGCGGGACCCCACUGACUGCAACGGACCUCGACCCGUCAUCCCUACGCCUUUCGGCCGCAGACGGCUCCCUUCCAUCUGUAAAACUGCACCGGCGAUAGAAGGCGGUUUCAAACCGAGCCUUCCCGCGACAGUGGGCACCGAUGGACACCCAUCUACCUCUGCUGGCCCCGACACCUGUGCCCACAACCCUACAGGGACUGAAACCACGUCACUAACGGUUGAAGGCGGUUCCCUGUCGAACCUUCCCGUUAGCACUGGCCCUGAUGCCGUGUCGCCGCCCCACCUGACCCAGCCGGUGGAGCUGACCCUUGACUCUCUGCUGCCAUUGCCGGGCCCCUGCAUCGGCUGGGCCGUCGAUCAUGAUAUCGCACAGCAGUGCCUCUGCUCACACCACCUUGAAAGCUUGCACUCCGACCUGUCCCCGCUGGAGACAGACUUGCGCGCAGCUGCUAAAGCUUGGAGAACACUCCCUCCCUGGGACCCUCAGGUACGAUGCGAUGAAGCGUUCCUCUUCACUGAUGGCUCCUACUACGGACCACACGCAACUGCCUCUUGGGCUCUGGUUGUUGUUGUCCGUCAGGGUGCAUGUGUUUGCAGAGCUGGCUUCCAUGCAGCCACCGUGCACUUGGCAACCGUUGGCAAGGAGUCUGCCUUCCAAGGUGAGCUGGAGGGGCUACUACAUGCGACUGCCUUCGCAUGUACGAUUGGGGCAGGCAUCGUCCACAUCGCCAGCGACUGUCAGUCUGCUUUGGACCUGAUCUCCUCAGCGGGAGGUGCUCAUCAGGCCCACCCAGCCACCAGAGCUCUCUUAGGAUUUCUCAACUUUGCUCACUGCUCUGGCAUCCUGGUUCUCCUACACAAGGUCGAAGCACACUCCGGCUGUGGUCUCAAUGACCUCGCAGAUGCCCUGGCUAAGCAAGCCGGCCGUGCCGGGUGUGGCAAUCCAUGGCCUUGGGAGAUCUCUGUCUUUUCUGAAGCUGUCCAGGAGUGUGUGCCUGAGCGUCUGUGGCUCCUUUGCGCGACGGCAGCCACAUGCCUCGGUCUCCCUCCGGUCCACAGCAAUGGCACCUGGACCGACAGCUGUCAACGGACGGGGGUGCGACCCCCACCAAGCCUGCCGAUAGGUUUUGUGCAAGACCCGCAGCAACCUAAACAAUGCCGACUGCCACUCCGGCUCCUCACCUACAACGUUCUCUCCCUGAAAGGGGUCGCUGCACACGAGCUCAUGGCCAAGGGACUCCGGGCCAAUGGCGUGUCCGUCGCCGGGUUCCAGGAGACCAGGGAAAAGCGGUCUGGAUUCAGUCACUCACAAGGAUGGUGGGUGCUAAGUGCCAGCAGCGACGAGGCCGGCGCAGGCGGGGCCCAAGUUUGGAUAAACCCGCAGCAGCCGGGCCUUUCCUGGGACCGACAGGCGCUCUCCAUUCUUUGCGCAACCCCCCAAUGCCUCAUUGUCCUAGCGCGCGUUAAUGGCUUGGACUUGGCCAUCACUGUUGCGCACGCACCCACUGCCGUCAGUUCUCCAGAAUCGCUUGCCGAAUGGUGGGAAUCCUUACACAGCCAAGUCAGACGGAUCCCUCCACGUUUUGUGCUCAUAACCUGCAUCGACGCUAAUGCGCGUUUUGUGCAAGAUCCGGCAUACCCGGACACGCUGGAAGCGACACCCAAAACUCGGAACUGCGAACACCUUCGGGAGUUUGCACAGGCGAUCGGUGCGGACAUAAGCCAGCAAUUUUCCAACACGGGAGCUCCGCUGACCUCCUGGCGCAGCCCAAAUGGGAACCAAGCGCUACUGGACUACAUCUUGUUCCCGCGGGCUUGGCGACCUGCUGCGGCCACCCUGGACACUCCGUGUCUUAAUGACCUGCACUGCGAUGUAGACCAUUUCCCGGUUCUUUUGUGUCUGGAUGUCACUUGUGACACAAGCAUACGGCCAGCUGCCCCCCGUGUGAACAUUGAUGCCCUGCGCACCCCACAGGGGCAAUCCCUUGUCAGGGCAGCCUUCGCCAGCAUGCCCGCCAUUCCUUGGAGCUUGGACACCACGAGCCACCUGGACACAGUCCACCGCCACCUGCAUGCAUGCCUUCAGGCUCUGCCGCCUGCGCCGCCAAAACCGCGCAACCCGGCGCUCUCCGCAGAUACGAUUGCCCUUGUUGUCCGCAAGAGACAUGCCCGACGCUGCCUCCGCGUCGUCAGAGCCCGCACCUUGCGACUCUGUACCGACAUCCUUACGCAGGUCUGCAACCGACCUGCCACUGUGCGUGACCUUCGACAGCUAGAGGCACAAAUCCGCCUGGAAAAGCGACAUGCAGCGGGGUGCCGUGAGCUACGGGACGCCUUGACUAAGGCUAUCCUACAGGACAGAGCAUGUUUCGCGCGAAAGGCUAUCGCGGAUGCACGAGAUCAGGGACCCCGUGAGUUCUCACACAAGCUCCGGGCUGUCCUGCGGACCGGCCGCAAAUUUCGAAGCCCUCCGCUUCUCCCCGUCAUCCACAGCAGCAGUGGCGAGUGUGCCGGGCGAGAAGAUGUGUUGGAUGAGUUCGCUCGAUUUUUCGCCACACCGGAGCGAGCGAGGCCUGUAUCCAUCAGGUGCCUCUUGGAUCGGGCGGCUGAGGCAGACCCUGCUCCUGUGCCCCUAGAUGGGGAGUCGCUGCCCAGUGUUGUCCAACUGGCGGCGGCUUUUGGUCAGCUCAAGCCCAACAAGGCACCGGGAAUCUCCCAACUCCCAUCUGAAGUGUUUCGGGCAGACCCCAUGGCGAGUGCCAGGGCAGUGUGGCCUAUCCUGGCAAAGGCAACCGUCCGCGACGGAUUUCCAUUUCAGUGGAAAGGAGGUGCGGCCGCCGCCGUUCCCAAACCAGGAAAAGACGGGUCGACCCUUGGAGGCUUUAGGUCUGUCUUACUCCUUGAGCCUACCGCCAAGGCCGCACAGGUCUCACUGCGGCCCUUGCUCCACAGCACCUUCCUGGGGAUUAAGACCGCCACCCAUUAUGGCGGGGUGGCCGGGGCUCCCAUCUCCCUCCCAGCCCUGUGUGCCCGCGCCCACUUGCAGUUUCUUCACCACAGCAGGGGAAGCGGCGGCGCUAUUUUCGUGGAUUGCCGGGCGGCUUAUUACAGCAUCGCACGCGAAGUGCUGCAUGCCUCCCCCCAAGAGCUUCAGUCGGACACCUGGGUUCGAGCCAGAGCCCGGAUUUUCUUCAAGGAUCCGGGUCAACAGGAUGACUUCAUCGCUGCUCUGCGGGCACAUGCCGUACCCGACCUGCUCCACCGACAGCCUGUCCUAGCCACCCUGCUCAGGAAACAGCUAGACGGCACCUGGUUUUCGGGCAGGGCCGAUUCGCCGAAUGUCAUGCAAGCCGAAAGCGGCACGGUCCCGGGCUCGCCGAUCGCUGACCUCCUUUUCGGUCUUGCCUUCCAACAUUUCCUCCAUUCGAUCGAGGACAUAUUGGCAGAACAAGGCUGUCAGGCCUUCGCUGCUUUCUGCAACAGCGAGCCCACUGACAAUGAGGUUUCCUCGGCCCCGACAUGGGCGGAUGAUGUUUGCAUCCUGUUUCAGACCUCCCGGCCCGAAGGGGUACCCCAAGCAGUGGCCACCAUAAUGCGAGGGGUCACCCAUGGCAUGCACAUCCAGGGUCUUGAGGCAAACCUUGGGGAGGGCAAAACCGAAGCCAUGAUUGUUGUGCACGGGCAGGGCUCUCAGAACGUCCGCCGGGAUAUGCUGUGCACUUCACACCCAACCGUCACCUUCCCCGGGCCCAACGGUGACCAAUGUGUACGUCUUGUCCCUGAGUACACUCAUCUCGGAUGCGUCCUCAGGGCAGAUGGCAGCGACUUUCCGGGCUUGGUCCACCGAGAGCGACAGGCCAUGCUUCUCUACAGGCCCGUUCGCAGACGCCUCCUUUCCAACCCUUACCUGACGGAGGCCGAAAAGUGCGGACUCCUGACGACCCGCAUUUUGCCUUGCUUCUUGCACGGAGCAGGAAUGCUAGUCCUGUCUACCUCACGUGAGCGGGUCAAGUUCGAGGACACGGUGUACCGCAUGUACCGAGGAGCCUUCAGACCCAUCCUGGGUGUGUCCUGCAAAGGAUUCACCAAUUUGGAAGUCGUCUCCGCCUUAGGGAUGCAGACCCCCGAUGAGCUUCUCCUCACACACAGGGCACGCACCCUGGCGGAAGUUGCCCGGGCCGGUCUCUGGAGGGUGUUGAGCUGCCUACAAGCCUCGAGCCCGUGGUGGGCACAGGCGACUGAUGCCGCCAUCACGGUCGGCCUCCUCGACCGCCGACCGGAGGAUGUGGCGGAGCUCCAGCGGAUGAUACGCACAGAUCGCGGAGUUGUCUCACGACUGUGCUGCAAAUUCUUGAAAGAAGGCCGCAAGGGGCGCAGUUUCGACCGAAGUCUCCUGGUCCACCGGAUGAGGCGACCGCAGUCGCUGCUGGUGGGCCAGGAUUGCCUUGGGCCUGCCCCCAGUGCAGCAACUCAUAUGCUUCCUACCGCCAGCUUACAGUCCAUCUGGCGCGGCGGCACAAAUGCCGCAGCCUUGCGGUGCAGAGUGCCUUCGGCACCAGCUGCCAGCGCUGCUCCCGAGAGUUUUGGACACUUCGGAGACUGA
Symbiodinium sp. CCMP2592 is the source of this 9534-nucleotide messenger RNA. Lineage: Eukaryota; Dinophyceae; Suessiales; Symbiodiniaceae. The record is from the annotation of a GenBank genome assembly.